UUCGUUUGGCAUCGCGGCAAAAAAUCUUUUUAUUUCUCAAAAUUAAACACGCAACUGAUUCAUUUUUGUUUCCUCUUUGGCAAACAAAUUUAGGGCAGUGAAUAAAAAGUAUUAUCGACCGUUAAAUGGCCAUAUUUUUCUUCAAAUGUUGAUUGAAAACCGGCUUAGAACGAGACGGUGUGGAAUCCAUUCAUUUAGCGUUUCCACCUGAAAAAAAUCACUAGCCGAGCGAUGGAAGACUAUGAUGAUCAGCAACAACAACCACCGAAAAAAUCGGCAAAGCAAAACAACGCCCUGCCGCUAUGGGGGAACGAAAGUACAAUGAACCUGAACCCGUUAAUUUUGGCUAAUAUCCAGGGUUCCAGCUACUUCAAAGUGUCCUUGUUCAAACUUAAGACUUACCAUGAAGUUGUGGACGAAAUCUACUACCAAGUCAAACACCUGGAACCCUGGGAGCGAGGCUCACGCAAAACUUCCGGCCAGACAGGGAUGUGCGGUGGGGUUCGUGGAGUCGGCGCUGGAGGCAUCGUAUCUACCGCAUUUUGCCUACUGUAUAAGCUGUACACACUGCGGUUAACGCGAAAGCAAGUCAAUGGAUUGCUCUCCCACGGCGAUUCUCCGUAUAUCAGAGCUUUGGGCUUUAUGUACCUUAGAUUUACGCAACCUCCAGCUGAUCUAUAUGAUUGGUACGAGUCUUACUUACUUGAUGAAGAAGAAAUAGAUGUGAAAGCUGGCGGUGGACAGACAAUGACAAUCGGUAACAUGAUCCGCCAGUGGCUCACUAAACUAGACUGGUUUUCAACCCUCUUCCCACGCAUACCCGUUCCGAUUCAAAAGCAAAUCGAAUCCAAAUUAGAACAAUUCGCUAGGGAAAAUAACGUGUCCUUUGCUGAGCCGGCCAAUGACCGUUACAGUAAAACCGGUGGACGGCAAUACGAACGUCCGGGUGUUCCUGCUGCGAGAGAAGAUUACCGUGGAGGAGGUGAGUCAAGUCGAAGGCGUUCCGAUUUCAGUGGUCAUUGCGAUCGUGAUCGUGAACCAGCACGCUCGUCACGAGAAGGGUGGAGCGACGAUCAACGACGCGGACGAGACAGAGAGCGUGAGCGUGAUCGUGACCGGGAACGAGAUAGGGAUCGGGACCCUUACAGGCGAGAACGUGAACGAGAUUAUGAUCGCGGUAGGGAUAAGUAUCGGGAGAGAUCGAGGGAUCGAGAACGACGGGAUAGAGACAGAGAUUACGAUCGAGAGCGAAAGUACCGUUAGCACAGUUUAGGGAGAGAUAGUUUGAUCACUUAAAAAAAACUAGGAAAAAUUACAAAACACAUUAGGACAAUGGGCUCAGAAAUCCUGCCUCAUUCUUGGUUGAAAACAGAGUGCAUAUGCUAAAAAGUACUCAAAUAUCAAACUCAGACAAAACCUUUUCAGUCACUCAACUUAAUUUCACAAUCUAUAUUAAGACAAGAACAAAAAAGUCAUUGAAAUACGGUAAAACAUUCGCGUUGUCUGUCAGUUGUCUUGGUAUUGCGAUUCUAAAAUGCUAGAUACUUUUAAAACAAGCUGAAACACUAAGUACCUUUACAGGCGAAUAGCAGCAACUUCAUUACGGGAUACAUACAUUUUCUUCUCACAUUUUUUCUUUGUUUUUUAACCUUUCUCAAACAUCAUUUUACCUCAAGCACACGUUCAUACAUAUUACAAUUUAUCUAUAGACAGGAUUGCAUCGGUUGGCUGUGUCGGCUAGAUACGCACAAUCUGCAACACGGUGGAAAACUGCAGGUUAAUAUAUUUUCUGUUAGUAGGUUUUACGAUGGUCUCUGCUGUGGGCAGAUGUCAACAAAAACGGGUAGACACGAAAUCAAAAGUUUUCCCCGUGAGGAGCGAUCCUAGCAAAUAGCCAUACCGUGCAGUCCGUUAUCCAGUAAUUUUCCAAUCAGAAUCUAUCACGUUAAUUUCCUAUCUUUUCUGUAGCAACCAUGCUUUUGUAGCUUACCGUAAAUAUCGCGCACCUCGAUGGAUACACUGCUUGCAAUAAUGGAAGCAAAUUACGAAGAGAUUCUACCUCAAAUAAUAGAGUUAGUUUAAAAACUGAAUCUGAAUCAACAUUAUCGUGUGUCCAUUGUUUUGCCGUAACACACAAAUACACCUAGUUUAUCUCAUCCCACUACAAACAUGCAAGCACCAUACAGUACCAUUAUCCACAGAGGAGCAAAUGCAGGAAGAUUUGUUCGUAUUAGUUGAUUUCGGUUUGAGCGGGAGAUCCAUUAGUUGUUAAGGUACAGUAGGAUUUGUGUAGGAAACGGAAAUAUCGGCUCAGGAUUAACACGCAUACCUAUCCUUACCAAUUUACACAGAACACAACAUUCACACUCUCAAACGCAACUGUAGACUGGACUUGUUGUAGCGGAAGUUUUAUUCCAACAGAUUUUAGCAGCAAGCAGUCAUGUUGGCGGGUACGAAAUCAGUGGCUCGAAACGGGAGUCACAAAACAAAAGCCGUUGACUAUUGUUUUAAGAAAGAUUUCUGUUUGUUACUCUGCCAUACUGUUGCUAGUAAAUUGUCAAGAUAGUCUUGUACGAUAUCGCGCGUUGACUAGAACGUUUGUACCAAGUAAACGUACAUAACAGUGUAAGCAACAAGCUGAAUGAAAGGAGAGUUCAAAGUAUAAAAGCGCUAACAACGGUAAUCGAAAAAUCAUUGUAAGAAACACAAAAAAAAAAUCGAAAAUA
Messenger RNA from Sabethes cyaneus, 2726 nucleotides. RefSeq names its product pre-mRNA-splicing factor 38B. Gene Ontology annotation, cellular component: precatalytic spliceosome. The transcript is spliced from 6 exons. Bases 232 to 1263 code for a protein of 343 amino acids. The record is from RefSeq and is a predicted model, not a curated record. NCBI's taxonomy places the organism in Eukaryota, Metazoa, Arthropoda, Insecta, Diptera, Culicidae.